Messenger RNA from Staurois parvus, 270 nucleotides. The record is from the annotation of a GenBank genome assembly. NCBI's taxonomy places the organism in Eukaryota, Metazoa, Chordata, Amphibia, Anura, Ranidae.
CAUAAGACGCACCUAGGUUUUAGAGGCAGGAAAACAGGAAAAAAAAAAAUUCUGAAACUAAUGGACUGCAGACAUAGUACAGGAGAUGACCAGAGACUGCAGACACAGUACAGGGGAUGACCAGAGACUGCGGACACAGUACAGGAGAUGACCAGAGACUGCGGACACAGUACAGGAGAUGACCAGAGACUGCAGACACAGUACAGGGGAUGACCAGAGACUGCGGACAUAGUACAGGAGAUGACCAGAGACUGCGGACACAGUACAGGG